GCGGAGGGGCUUACGGGGCAGAUGUUUAUUCCCUCCCAGGCCCGGAGGCUGGAAGCCCCAAAUCCGAAUGCCAGCAGGGCCACACUCCCUCCAGAGGAGGCUCCGGGGAGGGCCCUUCCUGCCUCUCCCAUCUUGUGCAGCUUCUGGGGGCCCAGGCGUCCCUUGGCUUCUGGCAGCAUCACCCCCGUCUCCACCUCCGUCUCCACCUCCGUCUUCCCUCCACGCGUGUCCUAAUUCCCCUCUUCUCAUGAGGACACCUGUCCUGCUGGGUUUAGGGCCCGUCCUAGGGACCUCAGCUUAACUUGUUUACAUCUGCAAAUAUUCAGCAUCCAAAUAAGGUCACACUCACAGGCAUGGGGUUAGGGCUUCAACAUGUCAUUCUGGGGGACAGAGUGCAACCCACAACACCCGCCUUCCUCCAAAGAAAGGAUCAGUGGAAACCCCCUCAGGAACCGGGGCUCACCUCCUCCCUGGGGGCCUGUGCUGACUCCACACCUGCUCUUGGCUGGUCUCCUGGAGCUCCACGGGGACAAGGCCUGUUUGCUCCUAGCCUUCCCGAUGGACGAGGCUCCAGGCUUUCUGAGCACAGACGAGGAGCCCAGGAACGAAGGGGGAGAAGGCGCGGCUUCCCCGGCCCUGCCUGUGGAGGGCGCUGCCCGCAGAAGGGGCCCGCAGCCCACACCUCCUACAGCCGGAAACGCUGCGUCCACCCUCCACGCCAGCACCGGCUUCCCGGUGCCAGGACGGCCACUCCCUCCUCUGCAGGUGCUGUUCCCCACCAGCUGCCACCAAGAGGCCCAGGAAAGGGCAGGGGUGACCCCACAACACCUCGGCACAGGGGCCUCGGAUGUCAGCUCCGCCUGCAUCCUCACUACCGGCCGUGCCCAGCGUAAGGCUGUGACCAGCCCCAACCUCGCUGGGUCCUGGGGGCCUUUCUCCUGCCACCACUGCCGGAAUGCCACAGCACAGGCUGCCUGCCACGCAGAGCACAGGAGGGAGUGCGCAGAGCCGCCAGGAGGGCCACGUGUCUGGAGGGCUCCCAGGGGUGGCCUCCAGGCCCCGCCUACUGGGCCCCUGUUGCCACCAUCCGUCUAUCACCUCCACCCGAGGAUCCCCGCUCGGUAGCAGAGCCUGUCAGCCAGCUCCCGCCAGGAGGGGCCUGGCUGGAGCUGACGUGAGAGCUUGGCUGGCCCUGGCAGGCCUUAGGAGGCUCUGUACCUGGGAGACCCAGGUGACCCAACGUGGGGAAGGCUGUCCCUGUGCCCGUUUGAAUGGUGGGCCCCACCCCAGGGCCCCCUUCUCUCCCUCAUUUGCUCUUUGGGGGCUUGUGGUUGCCCAGCAAGAGAUGGACAGGCGCGUCCAGGGACCAGAGCGGGAGCCAGGCUCAGCUGACCCGGGCUGAAACACCAGCCCCAAGCCUCUGGGCACCGCCGUCCCCACCAGGCAGGAGUAGAAACACACAUUGGCAUCCAGGUGGCCAACGACAGGGACAGGCUUCUUAAUGACAAACAACAGCAGCUCGUGUUGCUGGCAUCCCCUGCUCCACAUUCCACCUGUGCCUGUCUUCGCUGGUCCUCAGACAGCCUGGGGCGCGUGCUGCUGUCACCUGGGUGGCAGGGCGGAAGAGAGGGGCCGGAGGGGCCACAGCCGGGCCAGGCGCGGGAACCAGCCUCACUGCCCUCCGCGGAGAAGCGAAGUCGUACAGAGAGGCCUGGUGGCCUUUGUGCCAGGCUCGGAGCUCAUGGAAAAGUGAGCUUACUGGUCCUCACUAAGUCUCUAUCUCCACAUCUGUCAAUCAAGGCUGUGUGUUAGUUUGUGGUUCUCAAACUUUGUCAUUCUUGUUGUUAUCAUAAAAAUAAAUCUUAUAUGAUCACUGCUCUAGAAAACACAAUAAAAGCCGGCAGCUUCGAGGAAGUCCACAGCCCCCCUGAUGCCAGGUGUGGCCAUGUGUCCACAGUCUGGCCAAUGGGCAGCGGGCAGCGGGAGGUGUGCCACAACCCCUCUCCACAUGGAGACAAAUGGAGUCAUAAAGACACAGUCCCUGCUAUCCUGAACCGUAGGCAAAAGUAAUCUCGGAUAUAAAAGCUAAAAGCAUAGAUCCUCUAGCAGGG
Hipposideros armiger (great roundleaf bat) is the source of this 2111-nucleotide messenger RNA. RefSeq lists its product as uncharacterized. The transcript has 3 exons. The coding region runs from base 373 to 1125 and encodes 250 amino acids. The record is from RefSeq and is a predicted model, not a curated record. Lineage: Eukaryota; Metazoa; Chordata; Mammalia; Chiroptera; Hipposideridae.